AUGCCCUCUGAGACAGACCCCAGUGUCGAUGCUGGUGGACUUUUCAUCACAACGAGCACCGCUGACGAGACGAUUUGCUAUGUCGCUUAUCGCUAUGCCUUCAUACUACCCGAUAAAUCCCAUGACGAUAUCAUCAGAAAGUUCCUCCCAACAGACACAUUCCUGUUUGAUGUAGCCCGGGGUGGCAAUGUACCUAGAAAGAUUGUCGUGGUAGCGGAUGAAUUAAUCUUUGUCGGAAACUUCAAAUAUUGCUUCACUGGCCAUGAUAUUACCAUUCGGUGCCGCAAGCUCAUAUUCAUUCCCCGAGAUGAUCAGCCAGUCGAGAUCGAUGUAUCUGGCCCUGAUCUUCCGGCCGAUAAGUCAGUGGGGGCCAAUGGUGCUGAUGGCGAUAACGGAGAAGUUGGAACAACGAGUUAUCAGUACUAUGAAAAAGAAACCAUGAACCAUCCAGGAUUGAACGGUGGGGAUGGGAAGCAUGGUGUCGAUGGUAUCCAGGGCCAUAUGGGCAGCAAGUUUGAGCUGAGCUUCAAGGUCAUUGAUGUACCUAUCAACAGGGAUAAAUCGUGCUUCAAGAUUCUUGCAAAUGGCGGACAAGGAGGCGAUGGCGGCAAAGGUGGGAGGGGUGGCUCUGGAGGAAAUGGAGCAGCAUUUGAUUACGACAGACAGGCUGAUGAUACAGACAUGCUUAAACAAAAACCAGAAUGGUAUAAAGAAGUUUACUCUGGCGGCAAUGGUGGGAAAGGAGGAAACCGAGGUGCUGGUGGCACUGGAGGCAAUGGCGGAUUCAUAAAAAUAUGUAACGCUGGAACCUCCGAGAAAUAUCGACAGGUGUUGGAGGCGAUUUUCUAUUCACAGGCUCGGAAGGGCGUAGUUGGAACACCUGGGGAGCCGGGCGACGGUGGCGGCGGCGGGACCUCUUCGAAAAAACCCGAUAUAAUCAUCUUUACUUAG
Messenger RNA from Botrytis deweyae, 951 nucleotides. RefSeq lists its product as uncharacterized. The transcript is spliced from 2 exons. Bases 1 to 951 code for a protein of 316 amino acids. Lineage: Eukaryota; Fungi; Ascomycota; Leotiomycetes; Helotiales; Sclerotiniaceae. The record is from RefSeq and is a predicted model, not a curated record.